Molecule: messenger RNA, 3780 nt
Organism: Carassius gibelio (silver crucian carp)
Lineage: Eukaryota; Metazoa; Chordata; Actinopteri; Cypriniformes; Cyprinidae
Gene: hmox2b
Product: heme oxygenase 2b
Exons: 7
Coding region: 303-1250 (315 amino acids)
Biological process (GO): heme catabolic process; response to oxidative stress; heme oxidation
Molecular function (GO): heme binding; heme oxygenase (decyclizing) activity
Source: RefSeq, a predicted model, not a curated record
GCCUUUAAGCGCCAGCUCCGACAGACACGUGGUUUCAUCCGGCAGCUUCCUGCUUUCUGAGUUCAUAACGGAGAUCCUGAUCUCCGCAGACAAAAGAAACGAGAAUCCGACUUCUGAUCAUUUCUCUAAUCAGUUACCAGUCUGUUAUCAUUCCUACAGCCUGAUCGGCCCAGUUAGUAUUAUCAUUAUUAUCUGAUCUGACGCAGGACUCGCUGAAGAGCUGGAUCGAACAUCUCUUACCAUCAUCUGUAGCAGGUUCAGUCACUGAGGAAGUGUGUUUCAGAUCCACACCAGACGCUGGGAUGAGUGCUGCGAGGACAGAAGAUGCUGCUGCUAACGGAGGAGGAGGAGUGUGUCCGGAGGGAGGCGUCACCGUCCUCAGGCCUACAGAUCUCUCAGAGAUGUUGGCGGCAGGAACCAAAGAAGUUCACGAGAAGGCCGAAAACACAGAGUUCGUCAAAGACUUCCUAAAGGGACGCAUCCGCAAAGAGCUCUUUAAGCUCGGUCACGUGGCUCUAUACUUCACGUACUCGGCUAUAGAAGAGGAGAUGGAGAGAAACAAGGAGCAUCCUGAUUUGGCGGCGCUCUACUUCCCCCAUGAGCUGCACCGGCGGGACGCUCUGGCUCGAGAUCUGCAGUACUUCUACGGCGAGGACUGGCAGGACCAGAUCAGCAUCUCUCCCGCCACUCAGCGCUACGUGGAGCGCAUCCAUCAGAUCGGCCGGGACCAGCCCGCGCUCCUGGUGGCUCACGCUUACACCCGCUACAUGGGCGACCUCUCGGGCGGCCAGGUGCUGAGGAAGGUGGCCCAGCGCGCCAUGAAGCUGCCGCCCACAGGAGAAGGCCUGAACUUCUACCAGUUCGACGGCAUCCACAGCGCCAAGGCCUUCAAACAGCUGUACCGCAGCCGGAUGAACGAGCUGGAGCUGGACUCGCUCACCAAGCAGAAGAUCGUGGACGAAGCCGUCCUGGCCUUCCAGUUCAACAUGGAGAUUUUCGGAGAACUAGAGGAGGUUGGAAAAACCCUUCAGGACGAUGUUUUGGAUGCGGCUCCUGUUCAUGGGGCUCAUGGAGAGAUGCAAGGAGACAUCAGCCAGUGUCCGUAUUAUGCGGCCAAAAUGGCUGCCAGCGGUGGAUCGUCAUACAUCUGUCAUCUGGCCAUGACUGUGCUUAAACAUCCCUCCGGUCAAGUCCUAUUGGCUGCCUGGAUCGCUGCUCUCGCCGGAUUGGCUGCGUGGUACCUCAUGUGAUCCAAUGAGAAGAGAAAGGGCUCAGAUAAUAGAUGAGAACAUGGUUUGUUCUGCUUUAAAGUUGUAAGGCAUUCCAAUGCAUUUCCCUCUUAGUGCAUCCCAUUUGCCCCCUCAUUACUGGGUAAAUGUGACUUAAUCUUAAUGUAUGAACAUAGACUGUUUAAACGCAGGAUAGCAUAGUUUGAGCAUAGUGUUUUAUUGUGAUAGGUGUUACUCUUGCACCUGUCAGUGUUGAUGAAGUUAAAGGAACAGAUCUCCCAAAAAUGAAACUUUGAUGAACAUGUCCUCAUCUUGAGGCAAUCCAAGAGGAUGAUUGUUUCUUCACGUGAACAGAUUUUCAGAAAUGCAGCUUUUCAUCACUUGCUCACCAAUGAAUCCUCUGUAGUGAAUGGGUGCCGUCAGAAUGAGAGUCCAAACAGCUGAUACAAAUUCAUCCUCUAUCCACUGCUGAACAACUGUUUAGACUCUCAUUCUGACGGCACCCAUUCACUCCAGAGCAUCCGCUGCUGAACAACUGUUUAGACUCUCAUUCUGACGGCACCCAUUCACUCCAGAGCAUCCGAUGCUGAACAACUGUUUAGACUCUCAUUCUGACGGCACCCAUUCACUCCAGAGCAUCCGAUGCUGAACAACUGUUUAGACUCUCAUUCUGAUGGCACCCAUUCUCUCCAGAGUAUCCGCUGCUGAACAAGUGAAGUAAUGAUACAUUUCUGCAAAUCUGUUUAAAUGAAACCAACUCAUCUACAUCUUGGAUCGCCUGAGGGUGAGUAAAUUAAAAUGUUCGGGUGAACCCCUUCAAGGCUGAAGAAGAGCUGCGGAAAUAUGCAGAGAGUAUUUUUAUAGUUUUAUCGCUUAUGGGCCGAAACAUACUCUUCACAAGUACAUGAAUGUAUACGCUUCUGGCUACGCAAGCUUGAUUUCAUAGGUCUUCGUAAUUGUUGCAUUAUCAUGCAUCACCAUAAGGGGUGCUAUAGAUGGCAUUUGUGGAAAUUGAUGACUACUACAGUCAGUUUCUCAUGUUGAGGAAACUCUAUCGCCCCCUUAAGGUUUGGUUUUGUUACAUGUUCAGAGUAUGUCUAUACAGAAAAGUACAUGAUUCCAUUGGCACAUUUAUCAAGCUUGCUUUCAAACAAGAUAUGCUAUGCAUCCAUGCAGCAUUUACACAGAAGAGCAGUGCUUCUGCAGGCCAGGCUACUGAGACGCUGCGUUAAGAAAUGACUGGCACAACGGUUCAUGAAGAAAAGCCUUUCUGAAGAGGUUUAGAAGGUAAAGGAUGGGAGAAUUGCACAUUAAGGUCGUGUUUGUCUCAUCACACAUGAUCUGUUACAGACUUGGCAUUCAGGGUUAUUCUAAACAGACGGUUGAAGCACAAGAUUUCUGGAUUUUAGAUUCACUGAAUCAAGAUGAACUGUUUCACAUGGAAGCCUGUUUCCACCACUGAAUAAAAAAUAAAGCUGCAAUUGCAAGUUAUAAAGAAUUGCGGAAUAUAACGUUUUUUUUUUCUCGCGGUUCUACGUUUUGUCUCGCAAAAGGGAGUUUAUAUCUCUCAAUUCUGACUUCUUUUCUCAAGAAUAGUGAAAAAAACAAUUGUUGCAAUUUUGAGUUUCUAUCACGCAAUUCUAAAAUAAUAAUAAAAAGAUUUGCGAGGUUUUUAUUUGUAUUUUUUUCAGUGGUGGAAACAGGUUUCUGUAUUUUUUUUUUUUAUAGUGUUUGCCCAGAAAUUAGUUUUUAAAUGGCCGAUGAUGAAGCAAUUUAAACAAGGGAACAAUGCUGAAUUAGUAUACUGUUUUUGUACAAGCUAGAAUACAUUUUUAUUUUUUCUUUAGGUGAUUCAUUCAUCUGACUUGGCGAUAACUAUAAUAUUAACAUUUCUGGAUGCAAUAAUUUCAUGAAAAGGAGACAUUAAUGGUUUUGUUCCCUUUGAUGUUAUGUAUUAACACACUAACAUGUGCAAUGUUGACAAAGGCACUGUGACACGAUGCAUUUGAAAAGGAUUGUGGGGGUUUGUGUAUCCGUCCUUAUUUACUGAUGCAUGUGUUUAACUAAUGGUAUUUUUUUCAGAAAGGCAUGUAUGAUUUAGUUUAUAUAACAACUAACACAAUCACAUCAUUUUACUGAUGAAAACUGUUCUUGAAGAGUGUUAAAUGUAAUACCAAAUCCUGAGGGACCGAACCUGGACGGCUUUGUGCAGGACUUGGACUUUCUGAACCAAAGGAAAUGUUACUUUACUAAAAAGAUUAUAAAAUAGACCCCCACUGUAUGGAAGAAUUAGCAUACAUGGUUGUGUUUGGGUUGUAUGCAUAUUUUGUGUUUUGAGUUACUGACAGCUUUUAGUUUAUUUUUUUUAAGCACAUUGAGAGGAAUAGUGUUGAUAUACAGUACAGUGUUUUAGACUAAAUUUCCUUAGUGUUAUAUUAAUUUGAAGGUUUAGAAGAGGUUUUUAUUUUUAUUCUUUUAUCAGAUGUUGGUUUAUUUUUUCCUCCAGCUCUGUGUUCACUGUAAUAAGUAAUAAAUUCACAAGUGUGCUGCA